AUGAUGAGCGACAUCAACGAACAUGACAACUUGGGAGCAAAAAAAGACGAAGAAAUUGACAUUUGUGUGAAUUUGAAAGACGAUUCUGUGACCAAAAGACCAGCAAGCGAAGUAAGUGACAGCAACAAACGAUAUCAAACGCUUCAGAGACGAAAAAACUCGGGAAUUAUACUACUAAACAACGCCGAAAAACAUCUUACUGAAUUAUUAUCAUUGUAUGACCAUAAAACAGGACACCGUAGCAGUAAGACAAGUAUUCUACGUACGAUAAAAAAGGUAAGGUCUGAAUAGAGAAUUAUUGAAGAAAUAAUUACAUCCAUUAAAACGACCAUUGCAGUCAGUGAAGACGAAGAGACAGAUGCAGAUAAAAUUAUUGACAAUUUAGACAAAGAACUAACUGAGCUAGCUAAUGAAGCUGAUUUACAUAUCAAACGUGCUAAUGACCAAUUAGAUGAAAGAAUUUUUAAUGGAGAAAAAGAUUCAGAAGUGUCUUCAGACUGUUAUAGUAAGGCUUCAUCAAUAACAACCACCUCAAAAGCUUCAAAAAUAUCAUCAACUAUGAGAAGACAACAGGAGUGGAAGGAAGCACACGAAAGGUUAAAUAGACUUGAACAAGAACAAUUAGCACUUGAAGAAGAUAUAAAUAAAAGACAAACAUGUUUCAACAGAACCAGAAAUAAUUGA
Molecule: messenger RNA, 684 nt
Organism: Paramuricea clavata
Lineage: Eukaryota; Metazoa; Cnidaria; Anthozoa; Malacalcyonacea; Plexauridae
Source: the annotation of a GenBank genome assembly